Messenger RNA from Vanessa tameamea, 1610 nucleotides. RefSeq lists its product as uncharacterized. Bases 365 to 1414 code for a protein of 349 amino acids. The record is from RefSeq and is a predicted model, not a curated record. Lineage: Eukaryota; Metazoa; Arthropoda; Insecta; Lepidoptera; Nymphalidae. Gene Ontology annotation, molecular function: structural constituent of chitin-based larval cuticle. Gene Ontology annotation, cellular component: chitin-based extracellular matrix. The transcript has 5 exons.
ACAGCCAGCAGUUACAAGAGAGUCGGCGCGUGCGCAACACGCGUCUAUUAGCCAAACUCCAAGUCCGAUGCGAUCGCGAACGCGACGUUUUGUCUCCUAAUCUUUUUGUUCUAACAAUUCGUUCAAAUGGAAGUAUUGAGGACACACCUCAUUUUCCUUUGUUGCGAUUCUCUAUAACAUGCUGUGAAUAUUCUUUGUUAGUUACAAUAGCAGUGUUAGUUCUACUUUCCUAAAAUUUAAAUAAAAUAAGCCCUGUGAAUAUAAAUUUACACCUCAUUACUAGUAAUAUUUAAACGGAAGUACUAGAUACCGAGAAGAUAAUAAUUACAGGUGUGAUCAACUGCGCCUUUUGUUGUGAUGAACAAUGUUUAAACAAAAGCUUUUUCUGCUGAUGUGCGCAUACAGCGCACUAGCUGCUCUAGAUGGUUAUAGCGCGCAACAAGAUCCCGAUCAGUUCCAUAUACAAACAGAUGAAGAUGACGAUCGGUAUUUCCUUUACCAAACACACAACGGCCAGUAUCGUAAGGAACGGCGACUCAAAGAUGGUUCAGUAGUCGGAACCACGGGCUGGGUGGGCGCUGAUGGAUUUUUAAGACUACAAGACUACAUCGCUGAUGACCAAGGAUACAGAAUUUAUAAGUCGAAGACAGUUUACGUGGGGGAAAACCGCCCGAUAGGAGAAUCUCUUAAAAUAGCAAAAACAGCACCAACUGAUUCUGGUUUUAACAUAACUCCAGCACCAGCCCCUCAUCCUCCGCGAGGGACUCCACGCUUCAGUACGACAACUCAAACCCCGCUUCCUCAUUCUUCUACACAGAGUUUACACAAUAUUUACCCCACAGAAAUAUCCAUUACACCACCACCUCUAUCGUAUUCGCGUCCAACUUCAACACCAAAAGUUAAUGUGUCGCCGAACUCUAUCGAUUCAUCGACACAAUACGAUUUUAAGCCAACUGUAACACCAAUCACAGCUAGUGAAGCUUCCUCAACGCCGAAUCCUUACAAUUACGAUUUAUCGAACACUAAUACAAUAGACGGAUAUUACACAAGUGAUAGCACUCCUAAUGGCCGUUUUGAUGUUAUCAAUCCGAAUUCCUAUAGGCAUGCAAAUGACUGGACCAGAAGACAAAGGCCUGAAGUGCACCUCGGCGAUGGCUACACUCCACAAUUCCCAGGCUAUGAUGGUGUCGCCUUUAGAAGGAACGGAUUCCGAUACUAUCUUCCUAAACAGUAUCAUGAAGAAGAAACCCAAGAUGCUGAUGAAAGAACAGGUAGUUUUGGAUAUAUAGAUCCUUUCGGAAUUCGUCGAGUAAUAUAUUAUAACACAGCGCCUGGACAAGGGUUCCAAAUUCGAAAAAACAACAGAUAUGUUGGCCAUGAUGCCACUCCUUACGACCCAAGACCUGCAAAGUGAAUUUUAUGUAUAAAUAUUCAAUGUGUUAUAGUUACCACAUAAAGCAGUAUUCUAAUUUUAAAUAAUCUUCAAGUGAUUGCUAGAGACAAAACGAUUGAUCUUCGAACGAAACCUCUUAGCCAUAUUAUUGUUCAUAAAGUUAAGUUACAUAGUAGUCAUAAUUAUAAAUGAAUAAAUAUAAUUUAUUUUAGAAUGA